AUGAAGUUACGACAGCCAGGGCCGCAGAUCUUGCUGCUUCUCUUGCCCGCUCUCCAAGUCCUCGCUACACCAGGCCCAGUUGACAUCACUGCCGACAAACGACUCGCGCGAGCUGCCGCACCCGCUUCCCCCGACGCCACCCUUCUCGCCGACCCUGCUGUUGCAUCGCCGACAGUUGCAAAAGGCACCAAAGAUGCACCCGUCGACGGCUACGAUGGCUUGCCUCACCACGGUCCAUAUGUUGCCGACGUACCCAAGGCUCAUGGCAAGGCUCCGAAUGUCGUAGAGGACCUAGGGGCAGCAAAGAAGCCAGCAGCCAGCACCGUUCUGGUCGACGAUGUGCUCGAUGGCGACAAGAGCGUCAUGCAAGAUCCCACACGGAAACUGGCUACGGGCAGCAAAGGCACCGAGGGUGGAGUUUCUGCAAAAGACAAGGAGCGUUUGGCGCAUGAAGAAAAGACGGGCUCGAAGAUGGAACAGGUUCCUGAAUCGCCCAAGGAGGCGCCUCCUCACCCCCACGACCAGAAGCAAUUGAAGGGAGACGCGGGAGAUGCAGCAACUCCUACGCGCGUACUCGGUGCAGGCGGCUUGGAGAAACCAACCGACCUUCCCGAUUCUCCUCAUGACAAUCCCAUCCCCGUUCCAAACUCGGUGUCCAGCAAAGAUCCUUUAGACACUUCUUCGUCAUCCAAGACACCCUCUUUGACGCCCGGCGGGGAUGCCGACGCCGGCGUUGUACAGCCCUUCCACUCAUUGAUCCUUGCCUUUACCAUGAUUAUAUUUUCGGAAAUCGGUGACAAGACGUUCCUCGUAGCCGCUCUCAUGGCCAUGCGACACCCACGGUUACUUGUUUUCUCUGCCGCCUUCUCUGCUUUGGUAGUCAUGACAGUGCUUUCUGCCGUCAUGGGCCAUGCUGUCCCUGCACUGCUCUCUGAACGCUUUACGCAUUUUGCUGCCGCCGCUCUCUUCCUCGUCUUCGGUGUAAGGCUCAUUAAGGAAGGCCUCGCCAUGAGCCCGGAUGAAGGUGUUGGGGAAGAGAUGCGAGAGGUGGAGCAGGAAUUGGAGGAAAAGGAGCAACUUGCACGACACCAGGGCCGCCGAAAGGCUUCUGUCUCUCCCUACGCUUUGGAGUCUGGCCGUGGUGUACGACGCUCACGAUCGAAUUCGCGACUACCCGCACCUGCUCGAAGCCCCUCUAGCUCACCUGACCGCAUGCCAUCUCCACGCGGGGGCUCAAUGUCCGGCACAAUGGGUGCUGUCAACAACCUGUUUUCUUUGCUUCUAAGCCCCGCUUGGGUUCAGACAUUUGUCAUGACAUUCCUCGGUGAAUGGGGCGACCGCAGUCAGAUUGCCACAGUUGCCAUGGCUGCUGGUUCAGACUAUUGGUAUGUCACUGCUGGUGCCGUGGUAGGCCAUGGUCUGUGUACUGCAGGUGCCGUUAUUGGCGGCCGUGCCAUCGCUGGCCGCAUUAGUAUGCGCAAUGUGACUCUUGGUGGCGCGAUUGCCUUCCUCAUUUUCGGUGUCAUUUACCUUUUUGAAGCCUUUUACCUCUCUUAG
Messenger RNA from Bipolaris oryzae ATCC 44560, 1557 nucleotides. RefSeq lists its product as uncharacterized. Gene Ontology annotation, cellular component: fungal-type vacuole membrane; Golgi apparatus. Gene Ontology annotation, molecular function: manganese ion transmembrane transporter activity; calcium ion transmembrane transporter activity. Lineage: Eukaryota; Fungi; Ascomycota; Dothideomycetes; Pleosporales; Pleosporaceae. Bases 1 to 1557 code for a protein of 518 amino acids. The transcript is spliced from 3 exons. Gene Ontology annotation, biological process: calcium ion transmembrane transport; Golgi calcium ion homeostasis; Golgi calcium ion transport. The record is from RefSeq and is a predicted model, not a curated record.